Moneuplotes crassus is the source of this 3861-nucleotide messenger RNA. NCBI's taxonomy places the organism in Eukaryota, Ciliophora, Spirotrichea, Euplotida, Euplotidae. The record is from the annotation of a GenBank genome assembly.
UUUAAAAAAAUUUAGUAAACUUUUACCAAAAAAAUAUAUUUCUCAGAGCACUAAAACUAAUUCCCUUCAAACUCAUUUCAUCCAACUCAUAUCCCCCAUCUCCAAAAGCCUCAGCCCAUUAAAUUCCAUUUUAAACCCCUCCAAACCCCCAAAACCCACCUCUUUUCCUUCUUCCCCACACCUUUCUCCCAAAAUCCCAACCCCACAGCUCUCCAUCACCCCUCCAGUCCCUCUCCCCCUACCCCCUAUAAAUCCCUUGAAUCCUCUCCUUCCCAAUCCUUCUCUAACUCCCACUAUAAAUCCAGACCUGUUCAAAUUCCUUAGUACUAAAAAUACCAAUUACAGUACCUAAGGUUCUAAAUAUAGAGUUUUUUAAGGAACUUAUUCUGUGUGGGUGGAGAAUAUGUGUGUUUAGGUAUUAAUUUAGUAGAAGGUUUGGGGAAAUUGGGGGUUGAGCGAGGUACUUGGGAGCGGGGGUUUUGGGGUUGGUUGGGUGGAGAGUUUGGUUGAGCUUGUUGGUUAGUUGUUUUGUGGGGUUUAGUGGUGGAAGGCUUUGGAAGUGGUGUUGGUUGUGAAUUUUAGGGAUGGUUUGAUGUAAUGAAUGGCGGAUUAAACUUAUUUUUAGAGCUGAAUGGAAAUAGUUACUUUAAAUCUUUGUAUGUUCGCUCUGGUUCAUAGCUACAGAAUGGGUGUGUAGAGGAGCUUAAGUCUCUUACAGUCAAGCAUAGCCAUGAUGUGAGUAACCAACUUCAUAGGGAUAGCUUAUUUUAGGGUUUUAAACACUUGCUUGGGAUGAGGGGAUUUGUAGUUGCAGCAAGAACUUCUGGGAUGGCAGUCAAGGCUUUGAAGCGGUUGUUUCUUUGGGAACUUUCUAGAAAAUUUUAGUUUAAAUUAAUUUUUGAGAACUAUAAAUGUCAAGAGGGAAGCUUUUUCUUGGAUAGUAUUAGGUGUUAGAUAGUAUUAUUUGGUGUGCUGUUGUGGUGAACAGUUAUUAAUUUAUAUAUCAGGAUGUUUUUCUCCCUCUUCAACUCCAUUAAGACAAAAAUUCUUCCAAAAUUAACCAAUUUCAAACAAAACAAAAUUCUAGAUUGUUCCAUCAAUUUUUAGAUUAAAUUUUUCUUUCAGUAGCAGUCUAAGCAGACCCAAACAGCAGAGAGAAAACACUGGGUUCCGCUUAUCUUUUCUCGGAGUGUGAUAAAGAUUUAUAAUUGAUUGCCAUCAUUGGGUUGUGAAGACUUCAAGGUUGUUUCACGAAGGAUAAAGAUUCUUCUCAUAAUUAGACAUAAAAUUGCUCUAUUUGAAUGAAUAAUAGACAAGAGUAGAGAAAUUAUCAUUUUAAUGCUAAUAAUAUUAGUCCAUGAGCAAAGAAGACCUUAUCUAUAAAUGAUUCCUUUAAAAUUUUCCAGCAAAUAAAGAAGUUCGAUCUGGAAAUCCAUCUAACAUAACAGGGCGGUGUGUCUCUGUAGAACUCUUAUAUGAAAGAAAUAAAAGCUGUAGAAGCAUUGUUUUUACUAUGAAAUAUUAUCAUCUCAAUGAGUUUUCAGAGACUCUCUGUUCUCUAAAACCAAAUAGAUAUACCAACUUUCUGCCUCAUGAGAUGACUUAGUCCUCUGUAAGAGAAAAAUUGGGUUUUAAUCCCCAUAACUUGACUAAAAAGACAAUAACCAAUGCAAAUCAAAAAUUUCCAACACAAAGAUAUUAAAAUCUAAAAUGGUUAUAUUUUUUGAAUCUCUCCUUGGCUUGCUUUGUUCAAAAAUUAUAUCGAACUUUGGAUAAUCAGGAUUGUCUAGACAGCGCUUUGGCUUUCAGAAUACCAGAUCCAACAAUUUUCUUCAUUAUAAGCAAGUUACUUGUCUUUUUCAAAGAAAGUUCCAGAACAUUAAAAAUCUAACUGUGCUUGACACUUCCAUAGAAUUUUUGAAAACUUAAGAUUUCAGAGUUGUUAUUCAGAGCUUUAGUGCUGAGAGUCUUUCUAGAAUUUAUAGAUAACUCAAAUCGAUGCCUCUGGGGACUUGAUGUAGAGAGCCGCUCAAGAGUCUUGCCUUAACUAAGCAGAGUUACUUAAAAAUAAAAUGGAGAGUUUUGAAAACAGAGAGGAGGAAAAAUUCAAUUUUCAUCAUUAUAUCCAUUCUAAUUUCCCUAAUCAAAGUUUUGAGUUAUGAGAAGUUGGAUAAUUAUACUUUUAAUCUGUUAUUUAGAAACAAUAGAUUAAUAUUACUCCUAAAAUUAGCAAUUAUAGUUAAAAAAAUCGGGAGAAAUUUCUAGAAUAUAUCUCCAGCCCAUUCACCGAAAUAUUGACUUUGAGAGGAUACUCUCUUAGAAUUCUUGGAAACUUAAAUUUUCUGGAAAAUCAAAUUAUUCGAUUGUAGAUCCAAUGACUUAUAAAGCCUCUGUUUAAGACUAAUGAGGCCACUCUUGCCAUGGCCCUAGUACAGAUGUGAAAUAUAUAUGAAGAUUUCUCCAAAAUUGUUGCAAAAUUCUCUUGUCAAGACUUAGCCAAACUUUGCUAAUAUUGAGGAAAGUUUGACCUUAAAAGAACCUCCACCAAGGAUAUGACCAGUUAGAUUAUAACUUUGAGGCUUAAAAGCCAUAAUAUAUCUGCACGCCACCGUCAGGACUGAAUCUGGUAGGAGAAGGAGAGCAAAAAUUAUAUUUUGUGAUGGAAAUAUUAAAAUUUUAGAUUUUGUUCUAGAACAACUUAUAUGCUUCCCUGAAUAACACUCCUUUCAUGUUUCUACCAGGGUCUGAGAGGCUAGCAUGAAGGCUUUUAAAUUAUCACUAAUGUUUGAUUAUAAUUGAGGCUAAAAGCUUCCUAUAUUAUGGCAGUUUUCAUUAAAAAAUUGAUAAAUUUGGGAAUAUGGCAAAGUUAGAAGAGAAACAAUGAAUUCUUUGAUUGAUUUAAUAAAGCCAGAGACCUUCUCACUAUUUAUGAAUGGAACUUAUAUACCUCGGUUAUUGCUAUACAUUUGGAUUAUCUAUCCAAUCAUUUGCUUUGAUUUUUGUGCCACCACAUCUUUGAAAAUAUUCGAAGAUGGCUGCCAUUAUUAUAUAAGAAAUAAAAUUUGUAUUGUAUAAUAUUAAAAAUGAAAGCUUCCAAUUUUUGCUGAAAUCCAAACCUCACGAUUUUUCAGAUGCAUGAUUACUCAAGCAUCAUUAAAGAGCUUAACUCAAUAUACUGAAUGGGUAAAAUUGAGCCAGAAGAGACAUCUCUUAGCAAUUACUGCCUUUGCUUGUCUGGGUCAAGUCCAACAAAGUUCCAAAAUGUUCUAGAAAAUAAUGCAAAAUGAACAGAAAUAGUGCAAGAGAAAGAUUGUAACACCAAGUCUACUCCACAGGCACCAGAUAACAACACUAUCCAAGCCAAAUAUCAGACGAGUUUGUCUGAAGGUGAAACAAUGACUGAAGAAAGCAAGCAAACAAGAAAUCCUCUUCCAGUAUUAAAGAAGAGAAAGAGGAAGACUUAUGAAUUAGACAUCAGGCCAAACCUAGUCAAGUUAAGAGCUCAUAUUCUUAAUAAGCAUGUUUCUGGGUUUGUUUCUCAAUCAAAGAAAGCUAAAUGCUCGAAUAAGAGACCCCUCUCAAGAAGAUCAAGGUACAUUGGAGUGUCUAGGAAUAAUGAAAACUGGCAAGCCCUUAUCAAUGUUGGUAAGGUCAAGAAGUACAUUGGUACAUUUGUGGAUGAGCUUGAAGCAGCAAAGGCAUAUGACCUGUACUCAGUAGCUAUAAGAGGCGAAGAUGCAUCACUCAACUUUGAUUAUACUGCUGAAGAGAUGCUGGAAAGGAUCGAAUACUAUCUUGGAAACAAGUCUUCCUAAUUUUCCUUAAUCUCCGCAUUUAUUUCUAAUUCUCUAAAAGACUAUU